Molecule: messenger RNA, 1210 nt
Organism: Racocetra fulgida
Lineage: Eukaryota; Fungi; Glomeromycota; Glomeromycetes; Diversisporales; Gigasporaceae
Source: the annotation of a GenBank genome assembly
GGAUUAUUUGGAAAAGAUACUUUCAUAUGCAACAUUCGACAUAAUCACUUAUGAAAAAAUAAUUCUAGCUAACUCAAAAUUCAGUAAAGAAUCACAACCAAAAGUUAACGUACCAAGACUUGUCCCUGGAAUCACAAGUUUUCAUGAUGAGAUAGAAAUAGGUGACUGGAUAAUGGACAACAUAACUAUAAGAUUGCCACAUUGGAUAAAGAAAUAUAACAUAGAAAAAGGCCUUAUAGUAACCCAGAAUGAAUUAGAAUGUAGUGAAGAAAACGUUAUUGAAUUUUUGUGUGAUCCUGAAUUUAAUGUUGACGAAACAAUAUCAUUGAGAAUAUUUCACAUAAAGAAUAAAUUUGAUCUAUUGCUAAAUGAUAAUAAAAUAGAUGACAAAGAAAAGUCCAAACUUGAAAAUAAUCCAUUUGGUUUAGCAAACUUUUCUGAUUCAACGGUCAAUGUAAUUGCUUAUAAUAUUUUUCAAAAGCAACUAAAAAUUCAAAUUGACACAGAUAGAAUUAAAGUUUCAACGAAGUUUGAAAAUAAAAUCGAAGAAGCAUUAAAUAGUAACAAACCUUACACAGAAUUGUUAACUGUUUUUAAUAAAUAUGGACAUUAUUUUUACAAAGAUUAUUAUUUGGUCGAACAAAUAUCUGAAGAUAUUUUACCGCAAAAAAAACCAAAACUAACCAAGUUUAUAAAAAAAUUAAAUGUAAGACGAUUAUCAUCACCAAAUAUUAAUACACAAAUUGAGGUUGGACAAAUGUCUGAAGAUAUUUUACCACAAAAAAGUCAAAAGCAUAUAACCAAGUUUAUAAAUGCAUGUAAAAAAUUAAAUGUAAGAUCAUUAUUAUCUUCAGAUGAUCACAAUAAUAUCGAACUCGGGGAUAUCACAAAGUGGUUAAAAAAAAGCAAGAGUCCUGAUAAUUGGCAUGUCGUGAAUCGAUCAGAGCUAAUACCAAUAUGGAAACUUCUUAAGCCCAGUAUUCAGAUGAAAAUUGAUAAAUUAUUGAAUAAAGAUCGGAUUUUGAUGAUCGGGGAAGAAGUAAUAGAGAACAACACUAUAUUCCAUCAAAUUAAACUUGAUCAAUGUUUACGACGUAAUGAAUAUCAAGUUAUUGGAUCGAUUCAAAACUCCAAAAAAACGAAUCUAAAUGCUACUAAUCUUCAUAUAAUGAACUGCAACAAUUUUUUUAUUAACAUAGAAAAGUCUGAG